This is a messenger RNA of Synchiropus splendidus (mandarinfish), 7951 nucleotides long. It is a transcript of the gene mief1, whose product is annotated as mitochondrial elongation factor 1. Gene Ontology annotation, biological process: lipoprotein metabolic process; lipid transport; mitochondrion organization. Gene Ontology annotation, cellular component: extracellular region; mitochondrial outer membrane. Gene Ontology annotation, molecular function: lipid binding. The transcript is spliced from 7 exons. NCBI's taxonomy places the organism in Eukaryota, Metazoa, Chordata, Actinopteri, Syngnathiformes, Callionymidae. The coding region runs from base 151 to 1584 and encodes 477 amino acids. The record is from RefSeq and is a predicted model, not a curated record.
CCGUGCAGGGCGUCACCUUCAGUACACCGACCGCAACUUCUAUCGCCGGGCAGUUGCUCGCGAGUUUCGCCGCUGCAAAACGCUGAAAACACCUGAAGAAAAAGAGGAAGCAUUGAAGAGGGGCCAGUUCUUCCUCAGCAGCCGCUUAGCAUGGCGGGGGUGAAUGGAGACCGUAAAGGCAAGAAGGAUGACAACGGCAUCGGCACCGCCAUCGACUUUGUGCUGUCCAACGCCAAACUUGUGCUGGGGGUGGGAGGAGCAGCCAUGCUGGGCAUCGCCACGCUCGCCGUGAAGAGGAUGUACGACCGGGCCAUCAGCGCCCCCACCAGUCCAACCAAGAUGGAUCAGAAGGGAAAGAGGAGCUGGGAGGAGCCGGCCUGGAUGGGCUCGUCACCUCGGGUUCUGAACCACGACAUGAAGUCGACAGUGAGCAGGUCGCUUCAGACUCUGCCCACCUCCUCUCACUCUUUUGAACCAGACUGUCUGCGGAGGGCAGUGGGCCGGGCGGCGGUGGGUGGCGGCGGCAGUGCCACGCAGUCGGAGAUGCUCCGUGCUCGGAUGCGUCUCUCGCUGCAGGAGCACCUGUGGGACUUCUACCAGAAGGAUGUGGACAUCCCUGCCGAGGAGCAGGCUGUGGCCAGGAGGGCAGCGCUGGACAUCUGUGCUGAGCUCCGAGUCUUUCUUCACGCCAAGCUGCCCGACAUGCCCCUCAGAGAGAUGUACCUGAGUGGUAGUCUGUAUGACGACCUGCAGGUGGUGACGGCGGACCACGCCCAGCUCAUGGUUCCUAUGGUCCUGGAGAAGAAUCUGUGGUCGUCCAUCCCCGGGGAGGACACCAUCAUGAACGUCCCCGGCUUCUGGCUGGUGCGCAGAGAAAACUUGGAGUACUUCCCCCGGAACAGCAGCUACUGGGACCGCUGCAUGGUCGGCGGCUACCUCUCCCCAAAGUCGGUGCUGGACGUCUUUGACAGGCUGGUGGCGGGCUCCAUCAACUGGCCCGCCAUCGGCAGUGUGCUGGACUAUGUCAUCCGUCCCGUGGUCCCGUCUGAAACCUUGACCCUGGAGGUGCAGUAUGAACAAGACCGCAAACUCUACGUGGACUUCCUGCCUUUGCUGGUCAUGGAGGACGGAACAUCGCUCAUCGCCAAACCUCAUCGGCUCGCCGCCGAGCGCCACGAGAACCUGUGGCGGCAGAGCUUCCGUGUGGCCGAGACGGCGCGGCUCCGGGCUCUGGACCAGGACGAUGGCGGCUGCCGCUGUGCCUGCCUGAAAGUGGCCAAGGCCGUGUGCAAGCUCAACCCUGCCCUCAGCCGGCUCAACGCCAGCCAGCUCACCAAUGCCAUCCUGCUGCAGUGCCAGCAGCAGCGCGACUGGACCCAGGAGGCGCUGGCCGACAACUUCCUGGAGCUGCUGAGGUCGCUGGUGGGCUACCUGGAGGCUGGUCGGCUCCCCAGCGCCCUCCACCCCAGAGUCAACCUGUUCUGCGAGCUGACGGAGCAGGAGGUAGACGAGCUGGGCUACACCCUCUACUGCGCCCUGUCUGACCCCGAGGGCCUCCUCAGGACGCCCGCAGCCCACGAGUAACGGACCCGGCCUGGUGGUUCUGGUCUUCAGCACUGCAUCUUUCAGGACUGAACAAGAAGAGUGUGAGACAGUGGGGUCAUGUGCCUGAGGCCACUGGAGGUCACUGGGUCUUCUCAUCAUGAGUAUGUGGUCUCGUGUGUGUGAAUGCAGAGGAACAACAGCAGCUGUGUUCCCACACAACCAUUUCAGCAUGAUUGAAAGUGCGUCCCCGUGACCGGACACUCGCUACACUACUGCUCUUUGUUGUUCCUGUGUGACCAGUGCGGCGCUCAGGUCACAUGAUGGCGGCCGGCUUGUCCCUGACUCCAGGUUGACAGACGCAAAUCAGUAUCUCAAUCGUUCAUUCGAGUCAUGAACUAAAAUCUUGAACUGAGCCGUGCCAUGUGUCCAUAGUGUCGGGUGACUCGGGAAUCCCCAGGGCGUUUCAUGACUCAGCACCUUUGCAAUCCCCUGUGACUCUCGUUCAGGGGUCCUGGCAGGGUCUCGUCACGACUCAACCUUUAAAAUGACUUGUUAUGACUGCGUCUCUUGUGACCCACGUGGCGCCAGCAGUUCUGUGCUAACACCCAUCAGUGAGGUACCAGGCGGUGUGGCCCGACCUGGAGGGAAACGGUUCUCUGUGAUUUGAAUCUCAGCAGAAUGAGUCGGCAGAUCAGUGUGGAGGUGGAAGCCUCUGGAGUCAGUCUUCCUCCCUGAUCAGCUGGACACGUUCUUCAUCUGCUCACGUGUUGAAACUGAUCCCAUUGGCUCCAGUCAGAACCACCUGCUGACUUAAGCCCCUUGAUCAGAGGCAGGAGGGAGCGCUGUGUCAGCAGUUGUGUCUCUCUUGUGCUGUUCUGUGUCACUCGUCACUGAUGCCGCUGAGAGAGGCGCCAUAUUUUUCUAUUUAUUGUACAUUUGUAACCAAAAAUAAUGAACUAGCUGAGGCAGAGUUGUCGUGCUUAUUCAAGUGCUUUGUUCCAGAGGGUCUUAACAAAGCUUUAUUUUUGGGGGUGUCACUCUGCACGCGUGCUUGUUGUGAGGGGCAGGAUGUGUAGCUCACUACCUCGACAUGGUGGAGUUUGUGUCCAACUGCAGCGUUGCAUGCCGUUUCCUCACCAAAGUUUCAGUUUCUAGCUCCGAGCACCCACUUUGUUUACCAUUAAAGGAGAUUCUGUAAAACUGAAGGCUGUUUGCUUUGGUUUCCCGGGAGCAACACUGAGUUUGUGGGGUCUUUCAGCCUGUCCCCACAAGGUUAAUUCAAUUUGAGGGUGAAGACUUUAAAAUAGCUGGGUUCCAGUCUGGUACAGAGUCCUGGUUCAGGUGAGCCAUGUGUUUUGGAUGGUUAGGCUUCGGGGUAGAGGCUGGGGAAAGGGUGAUGGCCAGGAGAGGUCCCCAUAAGGACAGAAAGAGACAAGUGUGUGCGCGUGCCUGCAUGCCUGCAGCCUCGAGAGAGUGAGAGCUUUGUUGUGUUGAUAGUCUGUUUUUGUUGUCAAGUCAACAGGUCAGGUAAACAAACUUUAUUUUAAAAUCCAAAUCACAUUGACUCAGGCUUCUGAAAUUAAAGACUGAACUGGAGCAAAACAAUCAUCCCGUGGAUGGCUGUGAGCAGAGGGGCCGGCCUGGUUCACUCUGCUGCGUCGGCCCAGGAGGCGGGUCGUGGCCUCUCUCCUCCUGUGUGGGGCUUGGUCCGGUGACAGGCUGCUACUUGGUUGUGGCGAAGCCCACACGGUCCGCGUCCCUGUCGAAAACCGUGUAGUACCUCCCGAUGAAGACGUCGCCCAGGAUCCACAGCGGCCCAGCAGGGGGCGGUAUGUCCAUGGCCAUGAAGCCGGACAGACAGAUGGACACGCCCAUUUGACUCUCCUGCGGCCAGAACACAAACACGUCCUGUGCAUUCUCCUGAGAGAGAGACGAAGGAGCCGAGUACCUUCAUCACGUAAUCCUCCCCCGUCAGGUUGAAUAUCUUCCCCCCGAUGUUGAAGGAGACCACAGGCAGCGUGGGGAUCUUCUUACAGUCAAUCAUGUACUGGAGAGAGGCAGAGUGGAGCAGAUGUGGGAAUACUGAGGCUGUGGCUCCUUACCUCGCCCAUCACCAGGGGCAGCGCUCCCACAGCCUUCUGCAGAGCUCGGACUUCUUCAGACGGGCCCACAAUCAGGGACGUCCCGGUGUCCACGAUGGCCUGGCAGCCGGCCUUACAUAGGCUCAGCUGGGAUCCCACUUGCAUGCUGUCGGGGGGUGAGUGGGGGUCAUGGCUCGGGUCAAGCUGGACUGAGGAUCGUCUGUCUGUCUGUCUGUCUCUGUGUCUCUCUGCCUGUCUGUCCUGCUCCAGGACUCCUCCCCAUCUGACGCCAUUUUUGUUAAGCUGCAGGAGCCGUUCCCCUUUCUUCCUCAUGUCUGUCAUGACAUAACCACCUCCCACCAGCAGAGGGAGACGCUGGACUCACCUAUCCAUCUGGACCUGCCAGUAAGCUUUCCUGGUCACGUUCACAUAGUGCAGUGCUCCCGUGUAGUACUGGGGAUCCGUCCCGCCCAGCGUCAGCUCACCGCCCACUGCUGCCGCCGGGUCUCUGCAAGAAAGCGGAUCACAUGACCGGCCGGUGAUAGCAUGGCCAGCAGGUGGCACACUGACCGACUGAUGUAGAAAGAGAAGACGUUCUGAGGCAGCAGCUUGGCAGCCAUGGCCGAGUCGAACACGGGGGUGACGUUGUCGACGGCGAUAGAGGGGUAGCCCAUCCCCAGGACGCCAUCGAACCGGGCCACGGCGAAGGUGAUGCCGGGCUGCUUCACCGCCUCCCCGAACUGCUGACCAGCCACAGACAGACCCGCCACCUGUGACAGUGGGGUCGGACCCGAGUCAGACAGGAAGUGAGCGCCCAGGAGCAGGGAUGGGCGCUCACCGUCACCGUGUCGCCGCUGAUGAAGCCUUCCAGGCUGCCCCGGCCGUACUGGAUGGCGAACUUGGUGCCGUUCUGGACGUAGGUGGAGGACUUGUUCGAGUUGUAGCGUCGAUGAAGCCCUGCGGGAGCAGAGGUAAGCGAGAAUCAGGACAUACGCCCGCCACUAGGUGGCAGCGUUUCCUCACACGGACUCGGAAAAAAGAGCGCUCACAGCAGGCGAUGUCCAGGAAGGAGCAGUGGAUGGACGGAACCCAGAGGUUGGACGAGCCAGUGUCAAACAGCACGGUGAAGUCCUGAGCAGGCGUCCCGAUGCCGAUGGUCCCGUAGUACUGGGCCUGCGGAAAUACCCGCCGGUAAUGAGAGUAACUGACGUCACCUCCACUUUGAGCCGUAAUUGUCAGGUCAGUGAGCGGAGGCCAGUGAUUGGCGGGAAACGGCUCUAACUUGACCUGAAACGGUGACAUUUCUCCCAGAAAAGAGUCGGUUUUCCCAGACUUGAGAAACCACCUGAGCCGAGGGUUUGGUGCGGGGCUGAACCUACGUCCAUGAAGUUGGUGAGCGUCUCCACCGGCAGGUUGGGGGUCACGCCGCUCUUGAGGUCACCGGAGGCUCGCGCCAGGUCACGGAGUUGCUCCACGGACAGACCGUUGUCGGCCAGCAUCCGACGCACGCGCCUCGUCUUAUACAGCGGGAUCCUGCCACGGAAAACACACACACUCAGCGCGUCCCGUUAGAGCCUCGCGGUGAUGCUGGCGGAGCAGCGAACACGGAAGUUUUCAUUGAGACCGGUUCACAGAAACGGUGCGUCUUCAUCAGCGGGACGCGAUAAAAUAAGUGUAUUUACCUGAUGAUGGCGAAGCUCUGCGCGACCAGCAGCGCUGCGACGAAACACGUUAAUCGUUGCAUCGUGGCCGCAAAACUAAGUCCGUCACUUGACGACGUGUUUCAGGAGAACAACUUGAUGAGGUGCGCGAGCUCAACUGACGCAGUUCGAGUUGAUGGAAGUGACCUCGGUGGUGCUCGCGCGCACUCGGCCUUCUCCGGUGUGAGUCUGCGCACUCGGCGCGUAGUCAGGCGACCUCAGGAGACGCGCAGUAAAGUUGCAGCAAGUUUCUCCAGCGGCCAAUAACAAAGUCCGUUUCCAGAGAAACCUGUCAUUUUGUGCCGCACUUUGACGUUUAGUCCUGUUGUGUUUGUGAGUAGUUUAUUCUCGUUCCUUGGCGGGAUUAUGGUUGACUUUGUUCAGUGAAGUUGUAAUAAUCCAAAUGUGAGACUCCUUCGGUUGUUUUUGGUGGUGGGCGCUAGUGGGCGCAAGUUUUGUUUGUUUCGGCUGAGACCUGUCGGCACGUGCGGUCAAACGUCUGUUUUUUUGCAACUGUCUCAGCUCAAGUAACCAAACUCUGGGGUAGCUGUGCCCUUUGUGAGGAGGAUUUUUUAAUAAGCAGCGGUCCUUUUCAGUGGAUGCCGUUUUUGUUCUGUUAUCACGCCACCUGAAAGCGGCGUUACAAGGUGAAGAAAGUUCCAGGAGAGUCGUGAAAACAUGAGCGAUAAAGCACGCGCACCUGAGAUAGAAAACCCGCGAAAGAAUGUGCUUCACUGAUAAGGACAGACGUUGUUGGCCACUGCGCUCUGCGCGCCGCCAGGUGGCGCAGUGGACACGUGUGUUUACUUCAGCAGAGGAAGCUUGUAUUUGCAAUGUUGUUCAAGUCCAGAAACUUCGCUCUCGCUGCCUCUGUUUUCUUCCUCUUUUUGAAAACUUGAUCGAAUGAACGAUCAAAGAAGACCCUGCAAGACCUACUGAGGGCCGUGAUUCUUCUCUCUGGAUAAUGAAUUUUACCUCCACUGACCAUGUUUAGAACGGGUUUUGCCGCGGCAGCUGCCUAUCUCCAGCCUCACAUUGUUACCUGAUAUUAUCGUCGCACUGCUCUGUUAUAUAAUUCACGUGGAACAUAUUACGAGCGCAGUGAGCGCAAUCGGACAGCAGGUGGCAGUAGCGUGAAGGAGCUCCUAGGAGACAUGAGAGGCGUGACGAAGAAGUUCAGAAAUGAGGUGCAGACGGAUGGAUGCGGCAGGAACAACAAGAGAGCGGGAGUGUGGAGAGCUGCGCUCGGUGGGAAGGCAGCAACAGCAGCAGAGGCUCUGGUCUGACCUCUGGAGAGCUAACCUGGGCGGCAGUGGGACGACCCACCCACAUAUCUCCGGAGGUGACUAACACACCGACAAAAACAGAGACGUCGAGGGAGGAGCCGGCAUCCGUGGCAUCUGACCUUUCACAGGACUGCACACAAGCUCCUCCACAAGUCGACUGGCAGGUGGGCACAGGAGCUACACUUUCCCAGGUUCCAGCAGAGCGUGACGGUAGGACUCCUCUCUCUUUAGCUCUCUAUCCAGGACACUUCAGACAUUAUCAGCUAUAUUCUCCUCCACCAGAUCCAAACUGACUAACGUAACACUGAGUUCCCAACCGAGGUUGCUGCAACCAGAGGUGACAUGAGAGACUUCAGCAGGGAAACACUCCCUUCGGUCACCAGUAUUAGUUUGCAUUCUCUCCUACUGCUCCUUUUAUUGUUGUUUAUUAAUGUCAUUGUGUUGACAUCCACUGGAUUAUUUCUUGAACUGAGAUCAGAUUCUGACUGUUGUCGAGUGCUGCUCUCUGUCCUUGUCACAUAUCGUUGAUUUCAACUCAAAUAACCAUCAGAUAAUCCUGAUGAUGAUGUUACAGUUAUUACGGCUAGUAACACUUCUCCUUAUGAAACACAAUAUUAAAACAACUGAAACAUUUAUACACGUUAGUCAAAUAUAAAACUUCACAUUUUAGGAUUUAUUUUUUUAAAUAUAAAAAAUAAAAAACAAGCAAAAACGAAAUAAGAAUAAAGCAGCUGUGGUAGCUUCUUCCUGCACUGCAGGCCUGAAAUGACCUGCCCGGUGAUGUUGACAUGUGUGUGGUCCUUCAGCUGCUCGGUCUGGUCCUCUAUUUGUGGAGAUGAUGCUCCAGUCUGCUGGCCCCUCCCCUCCUGAGGUUCUGGUGCUGUCACUCGAGUUCGCUGCAGGGUUUUUGCCUUUCACCUCUGGGUCCCCACGUUCUCUCACAUUAUUCCGACACAAGUCUUUGUGAGCGAAGUUCCAGUUUUACCUUGACAUUGUUCUUCAUUAAAAGCUCCAGGAGCAGACCCUCACGUUCUCCAGGUUUGUUCUGAGCUUCUUAAAUCUCAUCUGACGCAGCCACUCUUAGCGCUGGUGUCUCCCCGUCUCCCACACGCGUCCCUUUCAUCCGAUCCUGAUGAGAGUUUUUGGGCGACGACGCCACUGUUACAAACCAUUGCCGUGACAGCAAGGGACGUGAGAGGUUUCAGUGGGAUUUUAAUGAGAAUGAAACAUUUCAUUAAUAUCAACGUUUCCAAAGCGACAUGAGAGGUCAGUGAUGGACCUCCCUGGCUUCUCCUAACGCUUCAGUCUCACCCCAGCCUGGCCUCACCUCUGCUGGUAC